This is a messenger RNA of Vanessa atalanta (red admiral), 759 nucleotides long. RefSeq names its product dynein regulatory complex protein 9-like. The record is from RefSeq and is a predicted model, not a curated record. Gene Ontology annotation, biological process: cilium organization. Gene Ontology annotation, molecular function: protein binding. Gene Ontology annotation, cellular component: cytoplasm; motile cilium. Bases 1 to 759 code for a protein of 252 amino acids. Lineage: Eukaryota; Metazoa; Arthropoda; Insecta; Lepidoptera; Nymphalidae. The transcript is spliced from 6 exons.
AUGGACGCACUAUUAUUCGCCAUUGACUUAGAAGUCGUGUUGCUUCAAAUGGGCAUUUUAGAUAGGAGUGCUCAACGAAGAUUUCCAGCUUGCGGGAUUCGAAGUAAGAAACAAAAACAACUCUAUGACAAACUUGUUAGAGAUCGGUCAAUAGAAGAUAUCACGAUGGAAUUGCAACGAAACAGGCAGCAAUGGUCACUUGAUCUUCGUAAUUGUGACAUAAAAAUAGCGUUUCUUCGUGAUAAUAUAAAGGAUAGCGUCUUGAAUACGCGUCUUCAAUUUAACUAUGUGGAUAAAUGGUUAACCGCACGUGCUGAAUCUGUGGAACUACAAACACAAACCAAGAUCACACCAGCACCACGGCUUGAGUUUGAGGACUGCGUGCAUGAUGAACUGCUACGAGCUUAUACUCUACAGAUAAAGGAACGGGAAGAGUUAUUGGAAUACUGGAAAUCGCGGUACGCUAAUGAUACUGUCGAUAUAGAAAGUCGACUCACCGAACAGUGCGAAAAAUUACGAGUCACAGUGAAACGCCGAGGAGAGUUAGAGUCUUUGUACAAAUUACACGAGGGCGAGAUGCGUGCAUGGCUGACUUUCAAAAAAGAGCGCGCAGCCAGACUUGCCCGUGAAGACCGCUUGCGCCGAGCCGCUACGCGCGUUCAAGCGUGGUGGCGAGGCGUCAUGGUGCGCCGCGCGAUAGGAACGUUCCGUUACUUACGGAACGUAAAAAAAAACAUGCCGAAAAAUAAAAAGAAAUAA